Magnolia sinica is the source of this 1904-nucleotide messenger RNA. Its product is annotated as protein DETOXIFICATION 48. The transcript is spliced from 2 exons. Gene Ontology annotation, biological process: xenobiotic detoxification by transmembrane export across the plasma membrane. The record is from RefSeq and is a predicted model, not a curated record. Gene Ontology annotation, molecular function: antiporter activity; xenobiotic transmembrane transporter activity. Gene Ontology annotation, cellular component: membrane. Bases 115 to 1716 code for a protein of 533 amino acids. Lineage: Eukaryota; Viridiplantae; Streptophyta; Magnoliopsida; Magnoliales; Magnoliaceae.
UUCCCUACCCUUCCUACAUUGAAAGAAAAGCAAGGUAAAAACACCCAAACACAUCUCCAAAACAAGGACACCUUCAAGCUUAUGAAAAUUCAAGUUUAGUUAGUUGUAGCAGACAUGUGCAACCCAACACCAUCUUCCUCCCCUUUCCUCCCUCCGAAGAAAACUCACAUCCUAAAUUCUAACAAGACCAUGGAUCAUGACCCCCAUGAGCUCCAUAGAUGGCCCACUCCCUCUGAGGUCAUUGAGGAAAUAAGAGCCAUUGGUAAGAUCUCUGGCCCCACAGCUCUAACUGGCCUACUUAUAUAUUCAAGGGCCAUGAUCUCCAUGCUCUUCCUCGGGUACCUUGGCGAGCUCGAGCUUGCAGGUGGGUCGCUCUCAAUCGGCUUCGCCAACAUUACCGGAUAUUCCGUCAUCUCCGGCCUGGCGAUGGGGAUGGAACCCAUAUGCGGUCAGGCAUUCGGCGCAAAGCAGUGGAAGCUCCUUGGCCUAACACUACAAAGAACAGUGCUUCUUCUACUGUCUGCUUCAGUGCCUAUAUCAAUCAUGUGGCUCAACAUGAAGAGAAUUCUCACAUGGUGUGGCCAAGAUGAGCAGAUCUUGUCGGUGGCCCACGUGUUCAUCAUGUUUUCCAUCCCCGACUUGUUAUUCUUAUCGAUCCUCCAUCCGCUACGGAUCUAUCUAAGGACCCAAAACAUAACAUUGCCAGUGACAUACUGCUCGGCGGUCUCGGUGGUCUUCCAUGUCCCACUGAAUUUCCUCCUGGUGGUGCAUUUCAAGAUGGGAAUUGCUGGUGUGGCCAUCGCAAUGGUGUGGACUAACCUCAAUCUGGUCCUAUGCUUGUUCAUCUUCGUGUACUUCUCUGGCGUGUACAAGCAAUCAUGGGUGUCGCCGAGCAUGGAAUGCCUCAGAGGGUGGUCGUCUUUGCUUGGGCUUGCUGUGCCAACAUGUGUGUCUGUGUGCUUAGAAUGGUGGUGGUAUGAAUUCAUGAUAAUGUUGUGUGGCCUACUUGCGAAUCCAAAGGCCACAAUCGCUUCGAUGGGAAUCUUGAUCCAAACAACUUCACUCGUCUACGUCUUCCCAUCGGCCUUGAGCUUGGGCGUGUCAACAAGGGUUGGCAAUGAGCUGGGUGCGAACCGCCCUGCUAAGGCCCGCAUUGCUACGAUUGUAUCCAUGGCGUGUGCCAUUGCGCUGGGCCUGGUCGCAAUGUUGUUCGCUGUGCUGAUGCGGCACAGGUGGGGACGGUUUUUCACGAUGGACUCUGAGAUACUGGAGCUCACGGCUGUGGCGCUGCCCAUCGUGGGGCUCUGCGAGCUAGGGAACUGCCCACAGACAACAGGCUGCGGAGUGCUGCGUGGCAGCGCGCGGCCCACCAUAGGAGCCAACAUCAAUUUGGGAUCAUUUUACUUGGUGGGAAUGCCUGUGGCGAUUCUCACAGGCUUCAUCGCUAGAAUGGGCUUUGCUGGGCUGUGGUUGGGUCUACUUGCAGCCCAGGCAUCGUGCGCCAUCCUCAUGUUGUAUGUGCUAGGCCAGACAGAUUGGAUGGCCCAGGUAGAGAGAGCUAAAGAACUUACACAAACUUCAAAUGGUUCUUCUACACCUAAGGAAGCUAACAAGGUAGCUAAUUUGGAGGAGAUUUUGUGCAUUAAUGAUGGAUCAGUGAAGCCAAUUUCACUAGAAACAGAUCCCUUAAUUCCAUCUCCUAUUGUAAAUGAAUGACAUUAUUUUCUCUUUCUUUCUUUCUUCCUUUCUUCUAUUUAAAAGAGCUGAUGUUAAUAUACUAUUAAUUGGACUCCAUGAGUUGUAUUGACGGGAGUUGUCUUACUUUGUUUUUUCCUUCUUCUUUUGCUUUGUUUCAUGAUAUUAAAAAGAUAGUAACAAUAUAUCUAUUUAGUUCUCUUUGUAUU